ACGCUUUAGCAUGGCGUAUUUGUUUGUUUGCAGUGUAAAUGUAAAAACUUCGUUGUCCUUUCCUUCUCGCCCAACCGCGGUAAAAACCUGUCAGUAAAAAAAAAGAGAGGACCAUUUGAAAUGCAUUGCCGCCUUCCAACCAAGUAGCUAUCUCUCAGCUUCCGAGGAGGUGUUCUAAAACCUCUGCUCGAUAGAGUAGGGUUCUUCAAUCUCGAUCUUCCACCGAUCUUCCUUCCAGCAGUGGCGGCGCCUCGAUCGAAACCACCGGUAUGAUGAUAGAAUAGAAUCCAUUCAGCAUUGCCGAUAGAUAGAUCGGGAGUCCUGCCAUGGCGAAGCGCAUCGAUUCUUCGUCCGGCCCCUGUUCUUGGAGGAGCAAUAGCUCGAGCUAGAUCCAAUGCCGGCGGCGGUCUUCACCAUUUUCAAGCUAUGGCCGAGGAGGAGGAAGAAGAAGGAAACCCCUGUCCCGGAUCGAAAGAUCUCAUGGUCUUCGCACAGGGCGCUCGAUUACUGGAGCUCCACUUUCUCCACCUGGGACGACGAGCUCCAAUUCCUCCAGCAGCUCCCACCACCACCGAUCGUGAGGCUGCCACCAAUUGUCGACACCAUCUUCACGCUCAAGGAGAUGCUGCUCGCCACCGCAAACUUUAGCUCCGACAACCUCCUCGGCGAGGGAGGAUUCGGGAGAGUCUAUCGAGGAGUCCUCAAAAACGGCCAGAUCGUUGCCGUGAAGCAAAUGGAGCCAUCGCUGAGCAAAGGCGUCCAAGGCGAGAGAGAGUUCCGCGUCGAGGUGGACAUCCUGAGCCGCCUCGAUCACUCCCAUCUUGUCAAGCUCAUCGGCUACUGCGCGGACAAAGGCCAGAGAAUGCUCGUCUACGAGUUCAUGCCCCACGGCAAUCUCCAAGAGCAUCUCCACGGGAUCGUCAGAGUGAAGAUGGACUGGAGAACUCGCGUCUCCAUAGCUCGCGGAGCCGCGACUGCCCUCGAGUACUUGCACAAUGGCCCUGCCACCGGAAAUCCAGUCAUCCACCGGGACUUCAAGUCGAGCAACAUCCUCCUGGAUGAUAAGUUCCAAGCAAAGGUGUCGGACUUUGGCCUGGCGAAGCUGGUGCCUUACGGCAACCAAACGUACGUGAGCACCCGAGUCCUCGGAACUUUCGGCUACUUUGAUCCCCAGUACACAGCAACCGGAAGACUGACGCUCAAAAGCGACGUCUAUGCCUUCGGAGUCGUCAUGCUGGAGCUGCUAACCGGGCGCAGACCUGUUAAUGCCACCUACACCUUGCGGAAGCAAAACCUUGUCACCCAGGUCAGGGACUGGCUGCGAGAGAAACGAAAGCUGAAGAAGAUCCUGGACCCGGAACUUCGAGCAGAGCUACCGUGGCAAUGGGACUCCAUCAGAAGGUUUGCCAGCCUCGCCUUUGACUGCAUCAGAGACGAUGAUACCCGUCGUCCAACCAUGUCCCAGUGUGCCCGAGAGCUAGAGCUUCUCCACCUGUCGCUAACGCUGUACAGUAGAUCCUCCAGAACGUAAAAUAAACGAAAAACGUCGAUGGUCUCGUCA
This is a messenger RNA of Selaginella moellendorffii, 1561 nucleotides long. RefSeq names its product probable serine/threonine-protein kinase PBL28. Bases 395 to 1531 code for a protein of 378 amino acids. Gene Ontology annotation, biological process: protein phosphorylation. The transcript is spliced from 7 exons. Gene Ontology annotation, molecular function: protein kinase activity; ATP binding. The record is from RefSeq and is a predicted model, not a curated record. Lineage: Eukaryota; Viridiplantae; Streptophyta; Lycopodiopsida; Selaginellales; Selaginellaceae.